Paramuricea clavata is the source of this 453-nucleotide messenger RNA. The record is from the annotation of a GenBank genome assembly. Lineage: Eukaryota; Metazoa; Cnidaria; Anthozoa; Malacalcyonacea; Plexauridae.
AUGGUAAAACUGGCUACAGACCUUGUCAAAUUCGUCGAUGAUUCCACAGCGUGGGACGUUCUGCACAGAGACUCCCAAUCUAAUCUCCCCUCAACCGUGAAAGCGUGCGAGGAAUGGACAUGUGAUAAUAACAUGAAGUUGAACGCUUCGAAGACGAAAGAGAUGCGCGUGAACUUCUCGUCUAGUUCUCCUUCUUACCCACCAAUUGUGAUCAACAAUCAAAUAGUCAACAUUGUUACGCAUGCCAAGCUUCCAGGCGUUACCAUCUCGAAUGACUUGAAAUGGAACUUGCACGUAAGUGCCAUCUGUAAGAAGGCUUCCAAGCGUUUAUACGCCCUGUGGCUGUUGAAAAAACGCCCUUCCGGACUCCGUCCUAGUCCUAGCGAUGCUCACAGCCAACGUUCCAUCAGUGUACGAUUACCGAAGCACCCUUUGCGAACGACUUUUCCAUAG